This is a messenger RNA of Dermochelys coriacea (leatherback sea turtle), 1119 nucleotides long. It is a transcript of the gene SNRPB2, whose product is annotated as small nuclear ribonucleoprotein polypeptide B2. Lineage: Eukaryota; Metazoa; Chordata; Testudines; Dermochelyidae. The transcript has 7 exons. Gene Ontology annotation, molecular function: U1 snRNA binding. The record is from RefSeq and is a predicted model, not a curated record. Gene Ontology annotation, biological process: mRNA splicing, via spliceosome. Gene Ontology annotation, cellular component: U1 snRNP. The coding region runs from base 210 to 890 and encodes 226 amino acids.
GAGGGAAGGGUUUGUCCCCCGCCUGCUCCGCUCCUGGGGCACCCGGUGCCUGUGCCCGGGGAGGCAUCCGGGGCUGUGCCCUCUGGGGACAGGAGCGCUGAGCCCGCCUCGGCGGGCGGGAUCACCUAGCCCCGGCGGGGAUUGGCCCGAGACAGCCGCGAGCUGUGACUUCCCCAGAACGGGCUGGUGUUGUAUAAGCAAGUUAGAAGAUGGAUAUCAGACCAAACCAUACCAUUUAUAUCAAUAAUAUAAAUGACAACAUUAAAAAAGAUGAACUGAAGAGAUCCUUGUAUGCACUGUUCUCACAGUUUGGUCAUGUAGUAGAUAUUGUGGCUUUAAAGACAAUGAAAAUGAGAGGACAGGCCUUUGUCAUAUUUAAAGAACUUGGAUCAUCUACCAAUGCUUUGAGACAGUUACAAGGUUUUCCAUUUUACGGCAAACCAAUGCGUAUUCAGUAUGCAAAAACAGAUUCUGAUAUGAUUUCCAAAAUGCGCGGUACAUUUGCUGAUAAGGAAAAGAGGAAAGAAAAGAAGAAGGCUAAAUCCCUGGAGCAGUCAGCUAAUGCAGCAAAUAAAAAGCUUGGUCAGGGAACAACACAGAAUUCUUUGAAUGUCCAAGGGACUUCAUCACAGAAUCAACAGGUGCCUGAUAAUCCACCAAACUAUAUACUCUUCCUUAAUAACUUGCCAGAAGAGACAAAUGAGAUGAUGCUGUCUAUGCUAUUUAAUCAGUUCCCUGGCUUCAAAGAAGUACGUUUAGUGCCUGGGAGACAUGACAUUGCUUUUGUGGAGUUUGAAAAUGAGGGACAGGCGGGAGCUGCUCGUGAUGCUCUCCAAGGGUUUAAGAUUACUCCGUCCCAUGCAAUGAAAAUCACUUAUGCUAAGAAAUAACCAUGGAUAUUAUCUUAAAAGGACUGUUUUGUAUAACAUGAUACCACCUUUUUGGCUAACUAAAAUUGUUUUUAUUCUUUUGAAGAAGAGCAAGGAGACAUUUGUGUAAAACUGUAAGAGUUACUCAAGUAGGACAACUGUAGGAUUUCCACAUCUGGCAGAUAGUAACUUGCUCUGCUGAAAUCCUAACUUAGUAAAAAUAAAUGCUAUUUUUAUUUUGUUCUAGCUA